Messenger RNA from Thrips palmi, 4065 nucleotides. RefSeq names its product transcription factor Sox-2 (gene SoxN). The transcript has a single exon. Lineage: Eukaryota; Metazoa; Arthropoda; Insecta; Thysanoptera; Thripidae. Gene Ontology annotation, biological process: anatomical structure morphogenesis; regulation of DNA-templated transcription; cell differentiation. Gene Ontology annotation, molecular function: DNA-binding transcription factor activity, RNA polymerase II-specific; RNA polymerase II cis-regulatory region sequence-specific DNA binding. Bases 156 to 1502 code for a protein of 448 amino acids. The record is from RefSeq and is a predicted model, not a curated record.
UGCCGCCGUGCCGCACGCAUGCACGCGCCGUCGCGAACCCGCGAGUGACAGUGACCAGUGUGAAGAGUGAACAGUGAACGAGUGUGUUAUGAGUGUGUGAAGUGAAAGAGCUCGCCAAGCUGUACGCCAAGCUGUACGCACCACGAGCAGACGACAUGUUGACGAUGGAGUCGGACCUCAAGGGAGGCAGCCUGCACGCCACGGUGCCCCCGCACCACGCGCUGCACGUGCAUGGCCACCACCCGUCCUCGUACCUGGGGCACAUGCACAUGUCGUCCCAGCAGCCGCAGCAGCCGCAGCAGCCCCAGCAGGCCCACGCUGUGCAGUCGCCACCGCUGUCGCCGCCACUGCAGCACCAGCACCAGCACACCAUGGCGCAGAUGGGCCACCAGGGCCACCAGCACCACGUCCAGCCCUCGCACAGCCCGCUGGGCCACCACAGCCCCCUGGGCCACCAGAGCCCCCUGCAGAGCCCCAUCGGCCACCACAGCCCCCUUCACCAGAGCCCCCUCGGGGGCCACCAGCUGCAGCAGCACCAGCACGGCCUGGGGCACCCGCAGCAGCAACAACACCACCACCAGGCGCCGCCGCAGACCCAGCACCACGGCCAGCACCCGACCAACAACAACAACAACACCUCCAAGGCGAACCAGAACAUCGACCGCGUCAAGCGGCCCAUGAACGCCUUCAUGGUGUGGUCGCGCGGCCAGCGGCGCAAGAUGGCGCAGGACAACCCCAAGAUGCACAACUCGGAGAUCUCCAAGCGGCUGGGUGCCGAGUGGAAGCUGCUAUCCGAGACGGACAAGAGGCCCUUCAUCGACGAGGCCAAGCGGCUGCGCGCCGUGCACAUGAAGGAGCACCCCGACUACAAGUACCGGCCGCGGCGCAAGACGAAGACGCUCCUCAAGAAGGACAAGUACCCCCUCGGCGGCGGCCCCCUGCUGCCCGGCGGCCAGGACCCCGGACGGACGGUGCCCGGCGGCCAGCAGGGCGGUCGGGACAUGUACCCCAGCCUGACCAACGGGUACAUGCCCAACGGCUACAUGAUGCCCACCGACCCCAGCGGCUACCAGCAGCACUACGGCUACCCGCGGUACGACAUGAGCCAGAUGCAGCACAACUCCCUCAACUACAUGAACGGCUCGUCGUACGGCAUGUACUCGUCGCCCACCACGGUCCCCGGGCCGGCGGGCUCCCCCUACCAAAUGCAGCAGCCCGGCUCGCAGAUGUCGUCCUCGCAUAGCCCCAGCGGCAGCAGCAUCAAGUCUGAACCCGUGUCGCCGUCCCCGGGGCCCAGCCCCGUGGUCGUGAAGCGCGAGUACACCGGCGGCCCGCCCGGAGGACCCCCUACGCCGGGCGGCGGCACCCCCACCGGCGACCUCAACCGGUUCAUCUCCAUGUACCACCUCCCCGACCCCGAGCAGCAGAGGCUGCAGCAAAUGCAGCAGCAGUACAGCCAGCACGCGCAGCAGCAGGAGCACAUGGGCUUGUCGCACAUGUAGGACCUCGCCCUCGGGUCGUGCCAGUACGAGAAGCAGUACGGCAUGCCCGAGUGCUGAAAGUGCUAAAAGUGCCAUCCAUCCAUCGGACUCGCUGUGGAGCCACCCCUUGUUUACCCCUCCCCCCUUGCUUAUUUGUUAAGGCCGAGACUGUGAUGUGUGCUAAGUUUAAGUUAGGACGUUGUGUUCCAUUAAGUUUGAGUGUUUUAUUAUUAUCGGUGGUCCUCGUUGUGUUUUCUUCUUUUUUGGUGAUGACGUUGACGUAGCGCGCGGAAGGCUGUGUCUAGUCGCGGCUGGCUACACUGUGAGUGAGUCCUUGUUGCCUUUUUCGAAUGGUUUCAUUCUGUUUUUUAAAGUGAGAAAGUAAAAAAAUCGUUUUGUUUUGAAAGCAAGUACUUCUUGUUCAUGUUCAUUCAAUUUUUAGAUUGCUUUUUUAGAACACGUUAUUGAUUCGUAUUAUGAUUCUUAUUAAAACUCAGUCAUUGUUCGAGUCACUUUUUUAAUUCACAAAGAGAGAGUGAGAGAGAGAGGAUGCGUGCGUGUUUGUGUGAGAGUGCGAUGAGUUGUCAACCAGUGAUUAUUAUUACUCUUGGGUACAGUCCGUUGUUUCGUUCUGUUGAUUUCCUUGUAUGAACUAGGCGCAAUAUUAUCAAGAUUCAGAUGGACAGUUUGUUUAAGUUAGGGAUAUUCUAAGACUGUUGAGUUACGUGCUUAAAUCCUAGUUUCGGUAGUUCUCGCCCGCUGCUGGUAUCCGGUGGGCUGAUCUUUGCGCGCUCCGAAAGGGCGACAUUUUUUUUGUCUUUUUUUUAAACUAAAAGAAUCUUUGCCGCGAUAGUUGUUGAUCUCAUUGUUGGUUGUUCCUGUGCCAAAUUUCGCGCGUUAUGUUUUAACCUUUACCGCUACCGAGCGCGCUAAGACCAGCCCUCCCCGCCCCGCCCCGCCCCGCCCCAGCGCUUUGGGUACUCAAUUCGCGUGACCGCCACUCGCGUCACGACCUGCGCAGCGCGACGUCGGGCGACGGUCACGCCUUGUCACUUUUCGUCACGUCUCGUCACGUCUCGUCACGUCUCGUCACGGAACGCCCCGCCGCGCCGCGCGUCUUGAGGGCCUCCCCCGGAGACACGCACGCACGGCGCGGCCCGGGCGUUCUCCAAGGCGUUCUCCAUGGCGUUCUCCAAGGCGUUCGCCGCGACGCCGUAGACCGAAUUCCCUCCAAACCGCGGUGUGAACCAAGGGCCGUCCCUAGAACCCGGCCGCGCCGACGCUUUAGUGAUAAUUUAGUGAAAGCGCGUGGCUGGGCCGGGCCAUCACAGUGUGUGUGCCGCCCGGCCAGCCCGGCGAACUCUAGGAUAAUCGUAAUUGUGGUAUUUUUAAUUUUAAGGGCAGUCAUAAAAUAGGACGGGCACAGCGCUGAUACGGCUGCGAUUCUAUUUUUGAUAUGGAUGAAAGUUCCCGGUGAUUCUCAAACUUUUGUCAGAGGCUGUUUUGUGUUUUAGUUUUUAGUGGCGCGACCGCGAGUUCGCCGCCCGUUCACACCGCAGUUUGAUUUCCCACGCGUUGUUUUGACUUUUUCUUAGUUUUCCGUUCUUCCGGAGCGUGCCACGGCCCGGCGCGUCCGCCGUGCGUCCCUUGUCCGUCUCGUUCCCGCUCAUUUGACUUCGCGAUGGGCGCGAACGAGACAGAGAGCGUUCGGCCGACGUCCGAGGACUUCCUGGCCGCGACUGGUUGUGCUCCCAAAGCGCUGGGAUUCUUUUCCCUGCAACGGUCGGGGGGCGGUGCUCUUGAGGGUGCCGUCGGCCUGCCCGGGGCGGGGCGGGGCGGGGCGGGGCGGGGUACCGGCGGUGGAGGCAGUCGGAGGUCGAAGGGUGACCAAGGCCGCCCCCUGCGGUCCAACUGGUCGAACCCCUGCAGUGAGCCUGCAGGCCGACAUGUAUACGUGUUUCAUCUCGCCUUCAAGCCGCCAACUUGUUUUCAAUUUUUGAUUGUUUUUCGUCAAUUCGUUCAGUUGGUUCAUAUCUUGUUAUAGCCCACCGAUAGUGAGUACGCAUGCAAGUGAUGACUGUGACGGCAAGGGUGACGCCAAAAUGAGUACCACUAGGCGAGUGUUUUGGUUCGUUUAUAUUAGUACAACUCGUCCUCCUGGGCGACACCAAUGAGUUGUCGUGCUCAAACUGAUGGGCUGUAAGUGGUAUGUAAAUAAGAAUUUAUUUUAGAUUUAUACAUAUAUAAAUAUAUAAAUAUAUAUUGAUUUCCAUCUCUUAGCAAGGUUUUCUGUAAUCUAUUUGAAGACUGUUCAUACACUUUCGAUUGUAUAUAACAUAUGUACAUAAGUGAAAAUUGUUAGCAUUGUGGGACUAUAAAUUCUUUUAUUGUGAAAGUUUGGAGCUUAUGUGAGAGAAACCCCAGUCAUAUGUAUAUAUGUAAAUGUGGUCAAUGUGAAAAUUUGUUGGCCUGUAUUGAACAAAGUUUAUUAUUUAUGGCACGAUCUCUGUUCAAUGUUUCCAUUUUCAAACCAUUUUCAAUCAAGACGACAUGAACAUAAUAAAAAAAAAGUUUGAAGUCUGUA